UCAAUGUCUCGCGGACGACGGAGAUUCUACGCCGUCCGGCCAAUCCCGUUCAAGGUCAGCGGGGGCUCGGCUGCGGUUAUGGAACGUGAUUGGCCGGACGACGAAGAAUCUUCGUCGUCAGAGAGACAUCGAACGCGGGAGUAGUCUUGAGCGGAAGUGGAUGGCCGGUGCGUGAAAACCACGUGGGCGGCAUUUUAUGCAAGACAAGAUUCUAUGCAAGAUACCCAUGAGGUUUUAUGUGUGCAGACAAGACACAAUGAAAGAGCCUGCUUACAUAUAGAAGAAGGUGUAACUGGGUCAAAACCUGCAAUUGGAGCAAACUGUCUCCAAUGUACAAGGAACCUACUGAGCCUGCAUCUCGCCAGUCACCGUGGGAAGUCGUAUACCGGAGCGCCUUUUCGCCCUCGAUCGAGCCAUGAUGAGGCAGAUUAAGGCGGUGCUGAUAGAUCUCAGCGGCACACUGCAUAUCGACAACACCAAGAUUCCGGGCGCCGUCGAGGCUCUCGAGAAGCUGCGCACGUGCGGCGUGCCGCUGCGGUUCGUCACUAACACCACCAAGGAGUCGCUGUCGGUGCUGCACGGCCGGCUGACGGCGCUCGGCUUCCGUCUGGAGCGCCGCGAAGUGUUCAGCUCUCUGGCGGCCGCCCGCCGGCUGGUGGAGCAACGCCAGCUGCGACCGCUGCUGCUGCUCCAGCCCGAGGCACUGGAGGACUUUGACGGUGUGAACACGGAGAAGCCGGACGCGGUGCUGGUCGGCCUGGCACCGGAUAAAUUCAACUACGAAACGCUUACCGAGGCAUUCAGACUGGUACUGGACGGCGCAGCGCUGAUUGCCGUCCACAAGGCCCGCUACUACCGCCGCCCGGACGGCCUGGCGCUCGGGCCCGGCCCGUUCGUGGCCGCCCUGGAGUACGCCACCGGACGUCGCGCCGAGGCCGUCGGCAAACCGGAGCGGGAGUUCUUCCACUCGGCGCUGGCCGAGCUCGGCUGUCGGCCGGAGGAGGCCGUCAUGAUUGGAGAUGACGUGCAGCAGGACGUGGGCGGCGCGCAGGAGGCCGGUCUGGCCGGACUCCUGGUCCGCACCGGAAAGUACCAGCCCGGAGACGAGGCCACCAUUUCUCCUCCGCCGUGGCACGUGGCCGACGCCUUCCCGGAGGCAGUGGAGCACGUGCUGCGGCAGCUGGAGCUGCAGCGGAGUGGGUCCGCGGAUGGAGCGGAGGGGAGACCCGGUGCCGACCAGUGAGGGGUAGAGGCGGAGAGGGACACGUAGUGGAUUUGUUAGUUUGUGGUGAAGGGAAGAUGUUACCAUUGCGGCCUGUGGUUAGCGAUGUCAGGUGUGUAUGAUGCUGGUUAUGUGGAAUAAAUGAUAGCGGUGACAUGGAUCGUGUUAAGCGAUAUUGAUGUAAGGGGUAUUCAUUUACAGCAAAACUUCCACUGUUGCGACCAGGCUGGUGGCCUCAAAAUAAUGUUGGGUGGCUCCUCUCGCGACAGGGUUAUCGUAAGAAAUUCGCAGCUUUUGCCGAAUACUUGUUGCUACUGCUAUGUGCUAUUUGCCGAUUUGUUAGAAAAUAAGGACGCUAAUGAAAUUCGUUUUUGUUUUUGGUCAUUGUUCGGGACGGAUGCUAUCGGAACUGCAUGGAUCUGGAGUUUCGCCGUAUAUCGUCUCAUUGUCCGCAUAUCUCAUUGUUUUGUGAACAAUAUUGAAUUGUUUCGUGAAAGAGGCCGAAAGGAAACCUGUCGCGAACCGACUGGUUUCUCUUGUUUCACUCUUACUUUCGGAAUGCCGCUGUAAGGAUUGCAAUGCCGUUAUCCACCACGCUAUGCUAGACUGUAUCCGGUAUAGCAACGUUUUGCCCUGAUGUACGCAAUACAGAUGCAAAUAAUGCAA
Messenger RNA from Amphibalanus amphitrite, 1888 nucleotides. Its product is annotated as haloacid dehalogenase-like hydrolase domain-containing protein 2. The coding region runs from base 416 to 1243 and encodes 275 amino acids. Gene Ontology annotation, biological process: dephosphorylation. Gene Ontology annotation, molecular function: phosphatase activity. Lineage: Eukaryota; Metazoa; Arthropoda; Thecostraca; Balanomorpha; Balanidae. The record is from RefSeq and is a predicted model, not a curated record. The transcript has 7 exons.